AUGUCUGACUCGCGCUCAGGGCCAGUCUCGCUUGCACGAUAUCGACCUAUCCUCUAUCUCUUUACUGGUAUUGCUGCUGCUUAUGCGAUUAUCUACGUACACAAUAAUGUUCUUUCGCAGCCAUCAUCAACUUCACUUCGACGUCGAAAUGCUGUGCGCCGCACGAGACCAACCGAAGCUGAAGAACCUGAGAUUACUGAUACUCCGUCCUAUCGAGCCAUCACCCACCUUGAACAACUAGAGCGUCAGAACGGGGUAUAUGGGACAUUUCGCAUUGAGACGGAGGACGGGCGUCGCGUGGAGAGCGGUCUUCUUCCCUCCCUCCUCGCAACACGCGACCAGCUGAUGGAAGAGGUUGGGGUCCCGCCUGCCCAUGCAGAGCGCAUGCGUGAGAUGAUGGAAGAUACGUUUCUGGAAUCCUUCCUUGCCCUCGAUUUCCCAUCUGCGCACAUCCUUCCCGAAAACACCCGAGAACGAACAUACUUGACAGAGCAACUUCAACACCGAGGUAUCUCCCGAGCUGGUAUCGAAAGGGCUCUCAUCCGGUUCAACGGAGAUGCGAAUUACGGGGAGGAGUUGCGUCGGCGACGACAGAAUGGUGAACGUGUCACUCUCUCAACCUCUACCUUCCCAGAUGUGUCUGCGCCCCCACAAAAUCUUGACGGAGGUGAGACGGUGGUGGAUGACCAAAGUGUCUUCUCAUGGCGUGACGGAAACAAUGAUCCUUCUAAUAGGGAAGGCCAAAACCUGCUCAAUCUACUCUACCACAUUGCUGAAGAUCAGGCGCGGAGAGACGGCUAUAUCCACCGCGGAGUUACUUGCAACAGCUGCGGUGCCAUGCCGAUUCAGGGUAUCAGAUACCGAUGUGCCAAUUGCAUUGACUACGAUUUGUGUGAGACGUGCGAGGCAAUGCAGGUCCACAUCAAGACACAUUUGUUUUACAAAGUGCGGAUUCCAGCCCCAUUCCUAGGAAGCCCUCGUCAAUCUCAGCCUGUGUGGUAUCCUGGAAAGCCUUCAAUGCUCCCACGCAGUCUCCCCCGCCCUCUUGCGAAACGUCUGAUGAAAGACUGCAAUUUCGAAAACACUGAGCUUGAUGCACUUUGGGAUCAGUUCCGCUGUUUGGCCAAUUAUGAGUGGGCGGACGACCCGAACAAGUUGCAUAUGGCGAUCGAUCGCAAAACCUUCGACCGAUGCUUUGUGCCUAAUACUUCUAUCCGGCCACCGCCUCCGAGUCUCAUUUACGACCGAAUGUUCGCAUUUUAUGACACCAAUGGCGACAAUCUUAUCGGAUUUGAAGAAUUUCUUCAAGGCUUGGCCAGUCUCAACAAUAAUAGCAAUGAUGAACGGCUGCGACGUGUAUUCCGGGGCUACGACAUUGAUGGGGAUGGCUUCGUCGAACGCAAGGACUUCCUUCGAGUUUUCAGGGCAUACUAUGCGCUGAGCCGGGAGCUUACAAGGGACAUGGUUGCUGGCAUGGAAGAUGACUUCUUAGAGGGUGGAGCCCGUGACGUGGUUCUCGGUAGCCAGCCUAUCAGCUCUGCAUUCCCUGGCAGCAUCCCUUCAGGUGAACGUUCUCGUACAGGCGAAGGCAAGCGCAUGAAUCCUGAGGGAGACAUGGAAAUCGUCGACAAUGAAGGAAUCUUGCGACAGGACGGAGACGAUACUGGUGAUCGACAUUUGGUCGUGGGUGAUGCUGCCGUCAGAUCACAGUUCAGUCGGAUGAGACCAUUAUUUCCAUCCACACUACGAUUAGCACCCACCGAGACUGCUCCUCGCCCGUCGGAUGCCAUAGAGGGUCGCCCAAAUGACAAUGAUGAAGAAGGCGAAGAUGGUGCUAGCGAGACUAGUGGGUCAGACCAAUCUAGUUCGUCCGUGGCCAGUGGCACUUGGCCAGCUGAACACAUCCUCGAAGAAGAUAUCAUCGAAGCACUUGGGUCCUAUAUUCCCGCUCGAGAAAUCACGGAUCCAAUUGAUCGGGCUCGUGUCGCGGAUGCUGUUGGUCACAGAAUGCGCGAAGAUGACCAGAGACGUGUGUUUGACGCUCGUCAACGUGGAAUCGACGAGCGUUGGAGGCGUCGGGCUUUCUAUACAGACGAAGAAGAUGGCGCCACUGUCCCUGAGGGAUAUGAACGGGAUCCAGCUAUCGAUGACUCCAGCGAUGAAGACCCAGAUGAAUCCGAAUCGCGCCCACCCUCUUUCCGUUCGCGGUCCUCGUCCAAGGUGCGAUUUCAGGAUGAUCUCAAUGACGCAGAGUACGACAUUCGAUCUAACCAAUCAACCUCGUCGCGGAGUUUCCCUGUUGGCGAGCGAUGGGGUGGCUUUGAAAUCCCAGAGAUUGAGAAAGACGUCGGGAAAGAAAUCUUGUAUCAAGUCACACAACAGGGAUUUAACGAGCUUCUAGAUAUUCUGUUCAAGCCAAAAGAGGACCUCUUGAUGGAGGUCCAUCGUACGCGAGCUGAACGCAAGGUCUGGGCUCGGGAGAUUGAACUCGCAGGAAAAGAGGACCCCUCAAAACGCACUGCAACUGAGAUCAUUCCAGCUGAGGAGGAACUCGAGGAGACUAUCAAUGACCGACCACUUGAUGAUCUAUUACAGCGCGCUGGUUACGGAAUUCAGAGCCCAGUCCUGGCGUCUGUCAGUACCGGACCAGCAUUAGCUCCGUCGUUGCUGGGCCCCACCGCCUCAGAUGGUGAUGGCGAUGAAGAUGAAUACGAGGAUGAUGACGACGUGCGACCAACUCAUCUCGCCAAUCCCGGAGAAGAAACUGGAUUUGGGAGAGCGCGGCCCUUUGACGAAUCCGACACAUCGUCUGCCACUUCGUCUGAUUACGACCAUGAGGUCGCUACCUCUCAAGCACAUGGUGCGGAGCCAUCCAGUCCGAUUGUUGAAAAUGAAACCCUUUACUACGACAUAACCCUUCCACAGCAUCGUCCUGACGAUCCAUCCAUGGUGGCCCCAGAAGUGAUCGAUGACAUAGACUUCGACCCCGAAGAAUCACCCACUACAAGCACAACCCCUGAUCUCCCUCCUCAGUUCCGACUCCAGCCCGGAACCACCUCCCUCCCCGCCCCAUUUUCUCCCCACUCCUCUCCAGAAGCCGAAGCCACAGCCCCCAAGCUUCCUCCCUCUCCUAUGCAACCACUUCCACCCCCUCACCGCGUUUAUGACCAGCCUCAUGAAGCUCCUGCCCCACGCCGACCUUCACCCCGGACUCUAGCCCGGUGGGUCUAUUUGGACCAGGUCGAACGUGAGAACAAGGAGCGUGGCAACGGUGCGAGACUCAACUUUGAAGAAUUCUCACGUCGUAUGGCUGCUGAUCGGGGGCGCCGACUGGCAUUUGUGGCCAGUUGGAUUGAGAUGGCUAGCUUUUGA
Penicillium digitatum Pd1 is the source of this 3372-nucleotide messenger RNA. RefSeq names its product EF hand domain protein. The record is from RefSeq and is a predicted model, not a curated record. Gene Ontology annotation, molecular function: zinc ion binding; calcium ion binding. Lineage: Eukaryota; Fungi; Ascomycota; Eurotiomycetes; Eurotiales; Aspergillaceae.